AUGAGCUUAACGUUUCUUCGCAUGUUUGUGAUAUUCGCUGUGUAUAAUUUUAUUCUCACGUGUUACAUAUUUAGUGAACGUUAUAUGGUUGUACAUAGUGUAUAUCGCAGUGACAGUGGCACGGAUCAUACUGUCCACAGUUGCCCGAAGUUGUAUACCGCAUUACUAGAAAAAUUGCGCUCAAACUACACCGGCUCGGACAUUCGUUUAGAUAUCGGAAAUAACAAUUCGUUGUUCGUCAAAUACCUAUCUAAUGUUUAUCCUCUCACCUCAUCCGGAAGUUAUCAUCUACGCGGUGCUAGGGGGGAUGAUACGUAUAACGACACUCAUAUUCCAACAAAGGACAUUAUCUCUGAAAACAUAAUUACCAUGAAAACUCUCAGUGGCAGGAACAAGACAAGAAGUCACAACAAGGAGUCAGAAGACAGCACAAAUGUUCUUGCAGAUGUCACUGUGGUACCGCCUUCAAAAGAAGGCUUUGUACAGCAUACAUUACCACAAUCAUCUAACGUUACAAAUUCAGUGUCAGUACAGUACAUUAUUAGAAACGAUAAAUUGUGUUCAAAUGCCGAUGUGUAUCUUCUGAUACUUGUGCUUUCUGCGCCUAAAAACCGUCUGCAAAGAAAGGCCAUCAGAAAUACUUGGGGACGAGGUGCAGACGGAAGUGACGUAACAGUGCGUUUAGCAUUUCUUUUCGGGACCACCAUGGAAGUUAAAGAGAUGCAAACGCUGCGCAGUGAAUCUGAAAAAUUUGGUGAUAUUGUUCAGGGGGAUUUCGAAGAUUCGUAUGCUAAUUUGACUUUGAAAACGAUUUUUGGACUGCAGUGGACAGUGGAAAACUGCGCCAACGCAGCAUAUAUUCUCAAAGCGGACGACGAUAUAUAUGUUAUAAUGGAUAACUUACUUAGGUGGCUGAAGUAUUUACGACCAAUCAGAAGACGGCUAUUAUACACGGGGUAUUUGUACGGACACACGCGGGUCGAUAGAAAUAAGAAGACAAAAUGGUAUGUUCCAGAAAAAGACUAUCCCGAAAUGUUCUAUCCUCCCUAUAUUUCAGGCGGGGCUUAUCUAUUGUCAAACGAAGUAGUCCGUGAAUUCUACAGGGAGACAUCAAUGGUGAGACCGUUCAUAUUUGAGGAUGUGUAUUUAGGUAUAUUGGCUAAAAGACUUCAUAUAUAUGCAGUGCACAACUCCCUGUUUCACACCACCCAUGCUGGAUAUUCCAAACCAAAUUGUCAAAAGUCUAAAGCUAUAGCAGUUCAUGGUUUUAAAUCGCUGGAAAUGUACAAGUUUUAUAAUGAACUACAGAAAAAUAAAUAUGAAAACUGUACAAUUCAGGACAGUUGA
Molecule: messenger RNA, 1347 nt
Organism: Saccoglossus kowalevskii
Lineage: Eukaryota; Metazoa; Hemichordata; Enteropneusta; Harrimaniidae
Product: beta-1,3-galactosyltransferase 1-like
Source: RefSeq, a predicted model, not a curated record